Messenger RNA from Effrenium voratum, 620 nucleotides. The record is from the annotation of a GenBank genome assembly. Lineage: Eukaryota; Dinophyceae; Suessiales; Symbiodiniaceae.
UGGUAAAUAUACCUCCUUUUUUGGUAGAGGCUCGACAUGAGACCAGCUGAAAAAAGAAAGGCCGGGUAUUUGGAGGUUACGGGGGCAGCCCUGCAACAGCAUCGCCCGCUCAUGGAUGCGGCCCUCGAUGCGGCCCCCUUGCCCGCGGGCGCUGGCCGUCGCAUCCGUCGCGGCGCUGGGGGCGCUGGGCGCCUUCGCGGCCGCGGCCGCGGCGCUGAGGCGGAGGCGGAAGGAGGGCCCCUGGCUGUUGCGGGGCGUCACCUUGCUGGACGACCUGUCAGCCUCCGGCUGGCGGCAGGCGGAUGUGUUGCUAGGUGCCACGGGCCACGUGGACCUCCUAGCGGCGGCGCGGCAUCUGCUGGCGCCGAAAGGGUGGGGCGUCAUCGAGGGCGAAGGCCUCUUGCUGCUGCCAGGUGAGAAGGUCACGGGCGUCGAGGAUGGCCUCAUCGAGGUGGGCAGUGUGGCCACUGUCACGCUCUGGGAUCUUUCUGCCGCCCGGCCGUCAGCGCUGCCGCCGGCGGAAGCCAUGUUGGCGGGGCCCUGCCAGGCCCUGCGGCCGGUGCACAGCUUUGCACAGGGGCGCCGGGUGCUAGCGGAAGGAAGGGCUCUCUAAGACAGCG